Molecule: messenger RNA, 2889 nt
Organism: Ascochyta rabiei
Lineage: Eukaryota; Fungi; Ascomycota; Dothideomycetes; Pleosporales; Didymellaceae
Product: SET domain-containing protein 3
Exons: 2
Coding region: 1-2889 (962 amino acids)
Molecular function (GO): protein binding
Source: RefSeq, a predicted model, not a curated record
AUGACAGACGUCUCCUCGAUCCAGGCGCAUGCUGAACCUCAGCCCGCACCCGCCGCCUUCUUCAGCCCCGGCCCUCCACCCCCAGCCUACUCUCAUGGCUCUCCUGCCCUAGACGGCGUCAUCGAAGAAGAAGAUUCCUCCACAAUCAAAUGCAUCUGCGGCUUCGCCGACGAUGACGGCAACACCGUCCUGUGCGAGCGCUGCGACACAUGGCAGCACAUUGUCUGCUACUACGAGUCUGCCGAGCAUGUGCCUGAAGUGCACGAAUGCACAGACUGCAGCCCACGACCCAUUGAUUCGAGAAGGGCUGCCGACAAGCAGCGUCAGCGAAAGGAACUGCUCAACCUCGGCGAGCGCAAGGGUCGGCCAAAGACAACCACCAAGAACCCCAAGAAACGCACAAAGGAUCCACUCGGCUCCGCACAGCCCAACGGCUGGCCAACAAGCUCGAACAGCGACCUCCACUACAACCACGAACGCAAAAGUGGCAGUCCCCGGGAUCUACCUCCUCCGAACAAGCGGCCGAAGACAAACCAUCGACCCUCGGGCUCCGUCAGCGUCAUCGGCCAAGCGCCAGCACUUGCCCCUGCGCCGCGCAAACGGGCUAGCUCUUUCGUCGUAAACGGCAACAGCCCUGUCAAGUCUCCGACCAACAUCGAGGGUCCUAUGGAGGACUUCUCGCUCGAAUUCAUGAACCUCUACACGUCGCCCGAGCCACAAUCGGCCGACAACAACUCCUACACGAGCCUUGGCGUUGCCAGCGAUAUCGCAAUGUGGCUCAAGGAUCCAGACGCCUUGGCUGAGGCCAGUGGGGGCAAGAAACCCCAGGAUCUCUUCUCGCGCAUUGAGAACACCAUCCAGGAAUUAGAGUCAUCUACAACGCCCCUCCUCAUCACAAAGCAGACAGAAGUCGACUCCGGCAUCACGGCACACGGUCUUCACCCACAGUGGCAUUUUAUUACGGCCGAGACCCCCAUCCCUGACGGGGGCUACGUUGGCGAACUGAAGGGCUUAGUGGGUCGAAAAGAAGAAUACUGUCAGGACCCCGCGAAUCGAUGGAGUCUGCUGCGCCAUCCAGAACCCUUUGUCUUCUUUCCACCACACCUGCCAAUAUACAUCGACACACGGCAGGAGGGGAACAUCCUACGCUACGCGCGACGGAGCUGCUCGCCCAACAUGGCUAUGAAGAUCCUCGUCGAAGCCAGCAGCGACUACCACUUCUGCUUUGUAGCGACACGGCAGAUUGAGCCCACGGAAGAGCUCACUGUUGGCUGGGACAUCGACUCUGAAGUACAGAAACAACUCGUCAAGGUCGUUACCAACGGCGCCAAGGACGGAUUCAGAAGGAUACAGCCCUGGGUAUCUUGCGUUCUCGCCAACUUUGGUGGCUGUGCAUGCGACACGUCCACCGGCCACGAAUGUCUCUUGGAGCGAGCCCGCCGCCCUAUCGCCGAGCCUGCACAGCCAACCAAGGCCAAGAACAAGAAACCGAAGAAGUCGCAGGUUUCACCUCUGAGCACGGGUCGUGCGACGAACAGCCGUGCUGGCAGUGAGACACUGAACCGCGACAACGCUGAUGAUGACCACAUGGACAGCCGUUCUACGUCCGGCUCCCACAAGUCCAGCAGUCGAGACAUUACGCCCGCUACCCAUUUCUCGCUCGAUGGUGAUCUCAAGAUGUCGGACCGUGAGAAGCGAAAGCUGCAACAGCAGGAGAAGCUGUUCGAGCAGAUGGAAGACGAGCAACACAAGGGCAAGAGAGGGAAGAGAAACAGUGCUGGGUCAACCCUCAAUACGCCCAGCAUCUCAACCUCGAAGCGGCUCGGACAUGCCGAACCAUCACCCUCCGCACGCCAUCGCGAACACAGUCACGGCGUGGCUCGAAAGACGUCCGGCAGCUCAUCCAAGACGAACGGUCGCAGCGCACCGAAGCCCAAACCUGUCUAUGUUGAAGCAUCCACACAAACAGAAGACGAUGAUGGUGCUGUUGCUACUAUCCACACUUCAGUGCCGCCAAGGGAAAUGAAGCCUCCUGUGUCGUUCAAGCGCAAGCUCCUUCAACAGGCUCAGGAAGACAAGCUCCAACGUGAGCGAAUGCGAUCUGCUUCAAUAAAAACCGAAGGCAGAUCGCCAGCUUUGAAGGACGUGUCCUCAAACAAGCCGUCACCACUACCCCCGUCUCCGCCACUCGAGGACCCAUCGGCCAUGGAGAUUACACUGGAUCCUGCAUCUGUGCCACCACGACCAAAGGAGCUGACGCCAGCAAAAGAAUCGUCUCCAGUUCCCACCGCUGAUGUCGAUAUGGACGACGCUGAUGACAUUGUGACACCGAAAGCAGCAGAUCCCAAGGUCGAGGACAUGCCUGAUGCUCGUGCGUUGGAGACCUUGAAGGAUGUCUCGCAUCCUCCCAUGCAUCCACCCGCGCCGCCAUGGCCGGCCACGUCUUCAGCUCGAGCAUCGCCGGCGCCUAGCUUAGAUGGUUCGGCGAAGUCUGUCGAUCUUCACGUCGACAUGCCAGCGAAGCCUGAUUUGACGAACCCUUUUGCUCCAGCAGUUACAGGGACAGCGUCUGUGCAAUCGCCUCUGGCAAUUGCCUCGCACUUUUCGCCCGCUGUUCAGGAGGCCGUCAAUCCCACACCAGUGCGCAAGAAGCUUAGCCUAAGCGAGUUUGCAAGCAGAAGGGCAAAGCUCGCACAGACAACAAGUACGAACGGCACGCCUCCUCUGGCGUCUCAGUCGACCGGCUCACCUACCUUAUCAACAGCGAGUCUGCCGACUACCGCUUCACCGCCCAGCAAGACUGCUGAGCUCUCGUUGCCCAUUGUUAGCGAGGAAGCGCAGCCUAUGCAGACCGUCGCGGCUACUGCGACUGCGCCCACCCCGACAUGA